AAACAUUUUUUUUAUAGAUCUACUUAAACAAAAACACGAGAACCGAGAGAACGUUAAGAAGUUAAAAUAAAUAAUAUACAAAGUUUUACAUAAAAAUAUUUGAAUAUUUUUCAUUAGGUAAAAGUGAAAAAUAACAAAUUUGAAAAUGAAUAAUUUAAUGCAUAUUAUUGUAUUCAAUGUUAAUGUACCUUUUUUCCUGAUGGCAUUUGCUGUUGCGAGCGGGGAAUAUCAGCAGGAGUUAACAGAAAUAAAAAAAUCGAUAAAUUAUAAUUACAACUUAUUUGUAAAUGAAUUACAUAGCAACAGAUAUUUAAUUGGCAAUUGUUCUGGUAAUAUUUCUUUCGACAGAAGUAUGAAUACUUACAAUGACGAAAUAAAAUAUAUAGUAUCAUUGUAUAAUCAAUCUACUACCCCUGAUGACAAACGACUUGAGAAUAUAGAUAGAAUAAUUGUAAAUUGUUUAAUGAAUUUAAGAGAAGACGUGAAACAAUUUGAAGUCUGUAGAACUAAAAAUAAAACAUUUAAAAUCGAUGAAAACAUAAAAAUUAAUGUGAUAAGGGCAUUUUUAUUAAAUAAGAAUGAGGAAAUUUCCAGAUAUAAUUGGAUCUUAAAAAAUUUUCGUCCUUCACAAAGUGAAAAGGAAAUAAAUGAUUUUCAACGAAGAAUCAAUUCGGAAACAAUGAAUAAUAAUUUAUCGUCUCAUGAUGUAUACUUGAAUCUUAGACAAGUCUAUUAUAAUACUCUGAAUAACUUUAACGAUAAAUUUGAGUUCAUUCUUUAUUGUACACAGGAACCAAUUCAAGCAAUUCGACAUUACAAGACAUUUAUUGUUAAACUGAAAACAGCACUUUCUAAGUAUGAAAAUUAUGGUACUAUAAUUACAAUGCAUGAGAAUGAGAUUGCUGAAAAAAGUUAUAAAGAUUUUAAAAAUCAUUUACAAUAUAUUGAUGAGUGUACAAAUCUUACAAGAAAAGUUUCAGAAGAAAAAAAAUCUCUUGAAGUAAUUACAGUACUUCCAUAGAAUAAUCCAAAAGUAAAUCUUAAUUUAAGAUCAGUUUUAAGUUCAGAUCUGUCUGCUUAAGUAUAUUAAGUCCUUCAAAAUCCAUUGUGUAAAUUCAGCGUAAAUUUCGUGAAACAAUAGUUUCUUUUGUAACAAGGGCGCAAAAUAGGUGAUUUCGCCAAAGUCGUAAUCACCUUUGCGCCCAUGAUGCGAACAUAAUUUUUUGUCCUAACUGCAUGGAAAGUAUGGCAUUGAGAGCACGCACGAUUAAACGCUC
Leptopilina heterotoma is the source of this 1277-nucleotide messenger RNA. RefSeq lists its product as uncharacterized. The record is from RefSeq and is a predicted model, not a curated record. The coding region runs from base 146 to 1021 and encodes 291 amino acids. NCBI's taxonomy places the organism in Eukaryota, Metazoa, Arthropoda, Insecta, Hymenoptera, Figitidae. The transcript is spliced from 3 exons.